Molecule: messenger RNA, 1160 nt
Organism: Aspergillus saccharolyticus JOP 1030-1
Lineage: Eukaryota; Fungi; Ascomycota; Eurotiomycetes; Eurotiales; Aspergillaceae
Exons: 3
Coding region: 1-1077 (358 amino acids)
Source: RefSeq, a predicted model, not a curated record
AUGUGUGCAGACGGCCAAGUAUUGCCUCUGUCAUCUCGGACUCGCGUCUUUGGAUCGCCGAUUUGGCGUUCAUUUCUUCCACACCCAGUGGAUGAUGAGUCGUCUUAUAAGCGGCGCUUUGAUAUGUUGUCUAACUCUCUCACGAAGCGCGGAGGCCCCUAUCCGGCCACUACAGCUGGCAUGGGAGGCUCGCCCACCAUUGUCCCCGAUAUCCCGGUGUGCGCUGUCUUCAUGUGUCUCUACAUCGGGUUUGCAGCGACCAACAUGACAAUUUUCCAAAAGAACCGUCGCCGAAAGCACAAGUUCCUACCCUCCGGAAUGUUAUUUGGGUUCUGCAUGGCACGCAUCACGACCUUGAUCCUCCGCAUUGUCUGGGCCACACGACGCCGAAAUGUCCGACUUGCCAUUGCUGCCCAGAUCUUGGUGAAUGCUGGCGUCUUGCUCAUCUACAUCAUCAAUCUGAUUCUCAGCCAACGGAUCCUGCGUGCAAUGCAGCCGCGAUGGGGCUGGCAUCCUGUUAUCCGCAACGGAACGAGAAUUCUCUACGGCCUCAUCGGGGGAGCGCUCGCUAUGGUGAUCACAUCCACCGUCGUCUCAAUGUAUACCCUGAACCCCGACACGCAUGCCUCCUGCCUUGACGUGCAGCGGGCGGGCCUAACCUAUCUUCUGGUCUUCACCUGCGUUCCACUGCUCCAAAUCGCGCUGGCGGUCCUACUCCCCCGCUCUGACCAGGAGGAGACGUUUGGAGAGGGCGCAAUGACCAGCAAGAUAGUGAUCGUGACGGUCUCUGCCUGUGUCUGCAUUUUGAUCGCCGGCUUCAAAGCGGGAGUCACCUGGAGCCCCCCGCGACCGUUGGCACAUCCUGCGUGGUACCAUUCCAAGGCUUGCUUCUACGUCUUCAAUUUCACCCUGGAGAUUCUGCUUCUCUGCUUGUUGACAGGCACUCGCAUUGACAAGCGCUUCUUCAUCCCGAAUGGUUCGACUCGUCCCGGGGACUAUUCAAGGUUGAUGAAAGAGGCAGAAAGCUGUGGCGGACUGUAUCAAGAAACUAAGGAUAGUGGUAGUUCGCGUGGUUAAAACUACAAAGUCGAGCUUGGACAGCUAGGGGUGUUAUCCUGUUGAGCCGUUUUGUAUUGUACCCUACAGAAAUAGAUGUUCGG